AUGUCCGACGCCGAGUAUGCAGGAACCGCGGCGCGCAGCAUGUCCAAAGAUGAAGGUCGACUACGUGAAUUGGGCUACAAGCAAGAAUUGAAGCGAGACUGGUCCAUGAUCCACAACUUUGGUGUUUCUUUCAGCAUCAUUUCCGUCAUCACUGGUAUUACCACGUUGUUCAGCUAUGGUCUAAAUACGGGUGGCCCGGGUGUGAUGAGUGUAGGAUGGAUUAUUGUCAGCUUUUUCACCAUGUUUGUCGGGUUAGGAAUGGCUGAAAUUGUUUCAGCCAUUCCAUCAGCUGGCGGACCAUACUUCUGGGCAGCAAUUUUGGCACCUCAGUCAUGGGCACCAUUUGUUGCUUGGGUAACUGGCUGGUUCAACCUGCUUGGACAAGUCGCCGUGACGACAGGAAUUACCUUUGGUUGUGCCGGACUUGUGUCGACACUGGCAAGCAUCAACGGCUAUGAGCCAUCCGCUGGGAAAACCCUCGGUAUCUACGCGGCAAUCCUGUUCUCCCAUGGCAUUGUCAACUCAUUCGGCGUGCACAUCCUCCGAUAUUUGAACAACACCUCGAUUGUUCUUCAUUCAGUGGGUGUUUUCUCUUUUGCCGUUGCUGUUGUCGCCAAAGCACCCACCCAUAUGAGCGCGAAAUUCGUCUUUGCAACGUUCUACGACGGAACCGGCGAUCCAGGAUGGUCUGUCCGUGCUUCCCCGGCGUAUGUCGCCUGCGUUGGUAUUCUCAUGUCUCAAUACACCAUCACUGGAUUCGAUGCAAGCGCACAUCUAUCCGAGGAAACUCAAAACGCAUCUUGGUCUGCCCCAAUCGGCGUGCUCAUGUCGAUUGGUUGCUCCGCCGUCUUUGGCUGGUUCUUGAUCCUCUGCCUCCUGUUCAGUAUCCAAGACUUCGACACAACUCUCGCCUCCGAAUACGGAAACCCUGUCCUACAAAUCCUGGUCGACGUGUGCGGCAAAGAAAGCGCGAUUGUUCUCUUCGUACUCGUCAUUGUAUGCGUCUGGCACUGCGGGCUGUUCAGCCUGACGUCGAACUCACGGAUGAUGUUCUCGUUCGCGCGAGACGGUGGCAUUCCGCAUUUCUUCCACCACGUGGACAAACGCUUCCGCAGCCCGAUCCGUACCAUCUGGCUCGCGGCCACGCUGUCGUUCCUCCUUGCAGUCCCAAGCGUCGGCUCAAGCGUCGCGUUUGCAGCAGCGACCUCCAUCGCCACCAUCGGCCUGUACAUCUCCUACGGCCUGCCCAUCCUCAUUGGCAUGGUGAACCCACAGGGCUUCAUCCACGGGCCCUUCAACCUGCACAAGUUCUCUCGGCCCGUGGCACUCGUUGCCGUCCUGUGGAUCUGCUUCAUCACCAUCAUCUUCUGCCUCCCGGCUGUCAACCCCGUCGACAGUCAGACGCUGAACUACACUGUUGUGGCCGUCGGCAUUAUUGGCGUCUGGUGUAUGGGAAGUUGGUUCCUCUGGGCGCGCAAGUGGUUCAAGGGCCCAAUUCGGCAGGUCGAGGCCGAAGUCGCUGGGAUCGAUGUCGACGACCCGGACGCCAUGGAUCGCGCCGAGAGGGAAGGCAGAAUCCCCCAGGCGGACGCCCUGGAGGGCUCAAACGAGAAAAGUCUCCUCGCUGCCAUGAAGCAUGUAUGUGACCUAACAUGA
This is a messenger RNA of Exophiala aquamarina CBS 119918, 1656 nucleotides long. RefSeq lists its product as uncharacterized. The record is from RefSeq and is a predicted model, not a curated record. The transcript has 5 exons. Gene Ontology annotation, cellular component: membrane. NCBI's taxonomy places the organism in Eukaryota, Fungi, Ascomycota, Eurotiomycetes, Chaetothyriales, Herpotrichiellaceae. Gene Ontology annotation, biological process: transmembrane transport. Gene Ontology annotation, molecular function: transmembrane transporter activity. Bases 1 to 1656 code for a protein of 551 amino acids.